UGACAAGAGCCGACUCCACCUAGUUAUCUCUACUCUCCCUCUAAAUAUUCCGCCGGAGCCUCCGAGUAGCAAAUAACAAUGUCUACUUUCAUGUCCCCUGAACGUCCUGCCAAAAGGGUCCGCCAGGCAUGUGAACCGUGUCGCCGGAAGAAAUCAAAAUGCCCUGGAGAGAAGCCUGCAUGCUCGCAUUGCCUACGAUUGGGCCAACAGUGCAUAUAUUCGAAUGGUUAUUCGAAUGACCAUCCUGUGAAUGAUCGCCGUUAUUCCGAAACAACCGAGGUUAAUGUAGCGCAUCGUGGCAGUACAGGGUUGCCAAACGAGGCAAGCUUUACGGAAGGGCAGUGGGGUGACCGUUUGAGUAGUCUGGAGGGCAAAGUUGCCGAGGUCUUGGGAGUUCUGAACCGGAUACCUUUCAGUGCGAGUCUACCUUCACCCAGUCCUUCGAGUAACGUGACUUCCGCGCGGAAUGUACUCGAGCGAUCUCCACAGGCUGCGAAUAGUCUUCUUCCGCCUUGGGAAUCUGUAAUAGUUGUAGCAGAAUCGUACCUUACGUACUGCAACUGCCAGCCGCUCCCUUUGUUCGACCAGGGCCAUUUCUUAUCCAGUCUGAGCGGAAGAGAUCCGGAGCUACUCUUCUCAGUUUUGGCCUUGGCUGGACGCUUCUCCGACGAACCUAUAUUUCAAAGAAACCGAGACAGUGUCAUCAAUGGAUUCGCUGAUACGGCAAGAGAUGUGGUCAUGCGGAGAGUCUCCCAGGGUCCCGUCGAGCUUUCGACGUUGCAAUCACUAUGUAUUUUGAGCCUAGUGGACUUCAGUAAUGGCAACACUCACCGAGCAAGUAUCUACAGUACUCUUGCACAGGACUUGGCCCAAUGUGCCGGUAUGGCCACCGAAUGUCAUGCCCCUCUACAUGACCCAGUACACGAAGAAAGAAGGCGAUGCUUUUGGAGUAUCUGUCUCCUGAAGCGACUUCACGGAAGCGCGACUCUACUAGCAGCAGACGAACAAGUACCACAAUAUCCCUCGAGUCCAGAAAGGCCUGCAAUUUCUUCCAGUGAAAGUUCACCAUCGCCAGCGGCGGGCGCGAGAACUCCAGCAGACACCCCUGUUGAUAUGGGGAUAUUAGCUUAUUGUGUCUCACUGAGCGACUUCUGGUGCAAAGCGGUUCGGUAUGCGCGUAGAAGAGCCAAUCCAGGCACGCAUCCGCCUUGGUCAGCCCGAUCCGAAUACUCCAAAAUCAAAGUCGAGUUGAUGGACUUCGAAGCACGCAUGCCUUACAAGCAUCGAUUUAGGCCAGCGAGGUUCGGCGACUACUCCCCUGAAGACCUUCAAGCAAAUCGUGGCUACUGGGCUCCUUGGCUGCUCCAGCAAAUAAUUUACCACGCGGUCAUUUGCCUGCUGAAUCAUCCGUUACUGCUCUCGCUCCGUCUCCGCAACUUCCGCGGCGUUAUCCCUGAGAUUUUUCUCCAGCACACCGCGUUCUUGAUAACAACACAUUCAGACUGGAUUGCUCAUUUUAUCGACCUUCUAAAUACCAAAUCAUUUGAUGCCUCUGACCCUUUCCUGGGGCACUGCGUCGCUAUUGUUGGAACGAUAUUCCUCCAAAAAUGCUUCACAGAUGACGAUGAAGUGCGUAAAUCGAAGCGGGAGGAUUUCAUCAAGUGCCUCACAUUUCUACGCAAAAUGGGCGAGAAAUGGCCUCACAUACAAAUCAUAGCCCGCAAGCUCGAACAGUUUGAAGAAACGGUUGCCGCUUCGCAUCGCGACUCUGCAGCAACGCCAAACUCCAAUACUCCACAACAAUCCGUCUUUAUCGACCUGACCUUGUUCUGGGAAAUACUCGAGUCGGUCCUGACCUCCGAGUCCGCAGACGCUUCCGGCUCACUUUUCGGGUCCUCGCUAUGGCCUCACCGCCGAGCAUACGUGGCCGGCGCCAGUGAAGUCGUCAGCACGCGCCUGCUGCCCGACCCUACACCCGUCGGCGAUGGAGUAGCUAUCAACAGGUCCAAAAGGCGGGAUGUGACGGCGGACCCCUUUGCCUCGGCGGAGUUGUUGGGACAGUUUGGGUUGGCUGGCGACGAUCAGGAGAUGGCUGUGCUGGCACAGAGCUAUUUUGCCCAAGGCCAGGACUUUGUAAGAGGCAUUGAUGAUUUGUGGAACAUCGGUUGAUCUCUUGACUUGCUUCCAAUAUACCCUUCUAUGGCUCUGAGGCAUUU
Molecule: messenger RNA, 2216 nt
Organism: Aplosporella prunicola CBS 121167
Lineage: Eukaryota; Fungi; Ascomycota; Dothideomycetes; Botryosphaeriales; Aplosporellaceae
Exons: 7
Coding region: 79-2169 (696 amino acids)
Biological process (GO): regulation of DNA-templated transcription; DNA-templated transcription
Cellular component (GO): nucleus
Molecular function (GO): DNA-binding transcription factor activity, RNA polymerase II-specific; zinc ion binding; DNA binding
Source: RefSeq, a predicted model, not a curated record